Molecule: messenger RNA, 5053 nt
Organism: Amoebophrya sp. A120
Lineage: Eukaryota; Dinophyceae; Syndiniales; Amoebophryaceae
Source: the annotation of a GenBank genome assembly
AGAGACCAAGCGCGCGAGCCCCGCUCACUAGGUAUACUGGCGAGGCCCGUCUCACCUGUAUGAUAUCGUGGUAUUUUACUGCUUUUUACUGAAGCUUAAAACGUAAUCAUUCAAAAUGGCUUGAUGUUGAUUAAGUAAGUUCUUCCCCAAAAGCAUUACUCCUUGCUUCCCGUGGUCUUAUUUGUGAAGUAGAAAAGAAUGAAUAAUUUUUACAAAGAGGUUCAGUAUCGGUCCCAAUGCGGGAAGCACGCGUUGAAUUCGGUGUUGCAUUUCACGACCAAGUAUCAAAUGCAAAAAUGUCUCGGUCUGGAAGAGUCGGGGCUGGUUCUGCACAUUUUGCAUGACCCGUGAGGUCUGUGAUCCUGGUGCUAGCAUCACAGAUUUUUUGAAAGUUUCUUGAUGCUAAUGACGCGUGAGAAAUGCCCUCUCCGCGUGCCAAGAAUUGACUCCUCUCGCUGCUCGUGCAGCACAGAUAUUUUUAGAAUCCGCAGACGGCAUUACAAGUUCCACUCUUCAGACCCAGACAUAUUUGCAAUGCAUACCAAGGGCGAGUGGAAUGCGUUGAUUACCGAUCGCGACACGUGCCAGAUGAUGGCCCGGCUCCCCCUGGACAACUACCACCGGGUGCUCCAGGACUUUUUCCCCGUAUUCAAGAAAAAAACACCAUCACAAUCACUUUUGCACAUUUUUGCAAUACAAAAAUUUUUGUCAUGCGCAAAAAUGCAUCACAGUCAAGAGCUCUAGGCGAUUUCCCUUUGUGUUUUUGCAAUACAAGAAAAAUUUGUCAUGCGAGACAAAUUUCUGAUGCAAAACCUCCUAAGUGUGACUGUGAUGGUGUUUUUUUCCUGGAUACCCCGAGGCGGAGUGCCACUACGGGGAGACGGUGGAAAAGGCGCUGGCAAGUAAGGACAUCAAAUUGCAUCUCCUCGACUGGUAUCAAAUGUAAAUGUGUCUUGGUCUGGAAACUUGUGAUGCCAGUCAGGGAACAAUGCGCAAACUGUAAUGCACUGCCAAGCAUGACAAGUUCAUUGUCUUUCUUGGUUCUGAGUUGCGUACUCCGCAUGAGAAACUUUCACUUUGGUUUUGCAUGACAGACAAGAGAAGCUCUUUGCGCCCACGCAAUACGGAGCUCAGAGUCCUGCGCGACUAGCAUGACAAAUCUCGCAACUUUUCCAGAUCCAGACACUUUUGCAAUUCAUAACUGGGUGAUCCUCCUCGCGAAUGGGCACUACAUCGCGUUCGUCCAGGCGGCCGGCCCGAAGAACCUCGAGCUCGCGUUAUCCUGUGUAAAAACGUCCCCACCUCCCCAUCGUCAAGAUGGAAAAUUUGCUAUACAAAUUAACAUCAAGCCUUGGUUGUUGCGCAUGACAAGUUUGGCCUCGUGGUGUAGUCCUUUUCAGCUAGUCCAGCAGCAUCGCAGACCUAGCGCAUCGCGCUGAUUGGAGCGUGACAAAUUCCGGAACGCGACUAGUAUGGGGCGGCGGGGCCGUUUUUGCAUUGGAUACGCGAAGGAGGCGAAAAAAAAAGCGAAGGAGAUCAUUGCCGCCAACCCGGGAAAGCGGAAGGAACUGACGGACCAGAAAAACAACUUUGUGCAAACGUGUCUGCGGGAGCUCCAGGCUGUCGCGGAGAAACAGGACAGGACCAAGGCGAACCCUUGGUGGGUGAACCUGGAUUCCAUGUCUCCGUCGAAAUACCCGCAGAACCCGGACACGAAGGAAUUACUCGGGGUUCACUCGGACGACUUCUACGACAUUCAGACGAGUGUGACGCGGCUUCCCGGGCACCACGCCGCGCUGACCAGCACCACCUGCACCAAGCAGACAAACGGCGUGUACGUCUUUUACGAUCCCUCCUACUCGUUUCCCAUCCCGUCGGGGAACUUCGCUUUGAAGGCGUCCCUGGUCACGGUGGACCGCAACCCGUACCGGAAGAUCGCGGAAACGGACAAGCGGAGCGUGUCCCCGAACCACCGGGCCGAGGUUUCGGCGGCGGAGCGGGUGGAAGCAGCGGCGGAGAACAGCAAAACGGCGGCCGGAACCAGGAGUUUGUUCGUGGCGCAGGCGUUGGGACUGCCCUCGUCCGCGAAUGCGGGCGGGAAGAAGAACGACAGUCAGAACAUGCAAACCAUUUUCGACGGUGCGGAGAAAAAUGGCAAAUCUUCAAACAGCAAUAAAACGAAGGCCGCCAGCACUGUAGUCGGUGGAGUUCUACUUUCGGCGGAACUACGCAGCACCUCCGCCUCCGGAAGCGAGGCAUCAUCGUCUUUGGGGGAAAGUAAGUCCAGUACGAACAAAGGAACGCCGUCGACAACAACUACACCAUCACCUUCUACCGAGACCAACAAGGCAACGGGCACGACCGCGGCCAACGGAAAGGGCGCCGCGGGCAGGUCCAGUUCUGCCGUUUCGGCAAACAAAAUCGCAACGCCAACGCGCCCACCGUCCGUUUCGCCAAUUGCACAUCAAGUAGUGCCAACAUUAUCUGAAGAAGACGUGCGAAAAAAUAAAACUACGGGAAGUACUACUAGUCAAGCUGGGAAUAUGAAAACAAUUAUCGCAGAAGAUGAAAACAAAGAAAACGUCCGCAAUCUCGCUUCGCUCGCGGCUAUCAACCCAGACGCGGAGCAGAAAAAGCACAAACUCGUCAUGGCUUCCUUUGGCACGUCAGCAGCGAAGUCGGAGCAAGAAAAAUACAAAAAUUUGAUGGGGCGACAGUGGAAGGCCAGCGUGCCCUUCCGGUGACUACUUCUUGUGGGCGCGUCGGGAUUCUGUUGUUGUUGUUUGCUGUCGUAAUUUCGUACCAAAAUUGACGAGGUGCUUUCGCAAAAAAAAAUGCCGUGAGCUUGUCAUACAUUAAAAUGUGCUGCUGUGCAACGAACAUGUAAAAAAUUCGUUUCGAAUUCUUGGGGCUCUGGCGUCGUCCUUUCAGAGACCACCGGAGUCCCGUGUUUUAUUCAUCUUGUAGCACGAUCAAGAAGCUCAUUCGAAAAAUAAACUGCAGUUGCUGCAGGUAAGAACCUCAUCUCCCUUCCGAGGUAAAGUGUAUGAUGUGCGAUAGUUUCAGUAGAAGUUUGACAUGUGGACAGCCAUUCUUGAAGAAAAGAUUCAACCCCAUCUAUCUCUAGUUCUAUCCGCGAGUAGUCACAACUCAUCCGCGCUGCACGCCGAAUCGUAAAUGGCGCAGAGUCUUCACACCCCAAGCCUCUCCGGGCUCACUUAAACUUGAAUUGCAACUUUUCUAUGCUUUUCACCUGGCUGAAGAUUGGAAAGGAAAUUAAUAGGACGCGCCGGGCGCCCACUUUUCUUUUUGGAACAUGUUCCUCGCUUGUCUUUGAUCCGGUGGAGAAGAAGUAUUUUGGGUUUUGCUCCAAAACUAUGCUGUUCGGAAACGUUCACAGCGUGACGGAAUGGCUUCAGGUUGCCCAGUUUGUAGCUUUCUGCGUGCGGUGGCUCUUCUACGCCCCUCACACAGUCUACUUCGAUGACCACAGUGGCACAACUUUCCGGGCGACCAGGGUGUUGCUUAUUCGGGCGGUGAUUUUCCUCCUGGAAUCCUUUGGAUUCCCCUGGAAAAUGAAGAAAAUUAAGUGUGGGGCCUAUGAGGUCCCGGUGCUUGGGCUGAGCUUCGACCUGCGGGGCCAGCCCUCCAUGCAGCUCAGUCCGGAGAAGGCGGAACGGCUUCGGGAGUAUUUGGCUACGGUGUUGAAGGCUGGAACCCUUUCGCCGGCAGACGCUUCCAGCCUGGUCGGGCGUUUUCUGUUUCCGCUCACAUUAACUAUUGGGCGGCGGGUCAAUGGGUUGUUGAAGUCUCUUUUCCGUCGGGCGUCGCACCCCCACCGAUCAUGUGCUUUGGAGCUGUCCAAGACGGCUGUUUUCUCCCUCGGGUUCAUGCGGGAGUGCCUUGCUCAUCUUCCACCGGUACUUUUUCGGGCUGUUGACCUCCCUUCGGUCAUCGUGUACACAGACGCUAGCUGGCGGAGGGGCAAGGGCUGGGUAGCAGGCGUGCUUCCGGUGGGCGACCUUUUCUACAUCUUUCGCUACCCGGUUUCCCGGGACAUGCUUGGUGGCGCUUCGUGGGCGUCUUUCCCGAUAAAUGUGCUGGAGACGUUGGCGCCUGCCCUUGCGCUCUGGCACUUCAGAUCCUUCUUUUCCCACCACCGGGUGGUCUUUCGCAUCGACAACUCGACAGCGGUGGCGGCAUUGCGGAAUGCCUCGGGCGGGUCGACCGCGAUUUCUUUGAGUUCCAGCCUCUUCUGGAGCCGUGUUGCGGUUUCCGGGUGCUCUCCGGUUUCGGAAUGGAUUGCUUCGGGCGACAAUACGGCCGACAUUCCGACGAGAGACGACAUGUGGGAUCUCUUUUAUCGCCAGCGGAAGGAGUUUGUUCGUCUCGUGUCAUCCGAUGAAGGGGCCCGUAUAUUGCAGGAGGACAUCACGGCUGCUACCAUGGUGGAUGAGGAUUUAUCGCAUUUUCUCGAAGGCUUAGAUUUUGACGCUUUACUAUCACCGGCGUAGUUAGUUAUAUUUCUGGUGUGUUUCGCGGGGACCAUAUUCGGUCCUGAUCCGCACCCUGCUAUAGAUUUCUCCGAACUGAGUGAUAUCUACCUUCGCAUGUGCUCCAGGCAGGAGUGCUUUUGUGCUUGGAUUUCAGAGAGUGCCUUUGUUCUCAUCGUUGGUUCAUGAGCGCUGCAGUUGUCGGUCUGAGUGAGUCCAGGAGAGUUUCGCGCUUUGAGUCUGAGGGAGACAAGAGUCCGUGUACAAAAAUGGCAACUUUGUUCGUUUUCCCCUUCUUGGUGGGCCCCCUUUUGGGGUGCCCACGUCCGUCUGCGCGUCUCUGCAUAGCCGGUCGUUUGGCGGUGGCGAAGGUGUGGCGGCCCCACCCGGUAGUGGGCCUCCACCUCCUCCUGUCGCCCGGAUUCAGCAGCGGUUCUCUGGGUUCUCCGGGCCGACGGCGAUGCGUCGUGCGGGGGAAGGUUGAGUUGGAGGCCAGACACGGGGUAGGCCACUCGACUUCUCCUCCGCCUUUUGCCAAAGGGCUACGUUUGGGUGGAUAA